GGACCAUGGCCAAUCCCAGCAUUCAAAAUUUCUUGGACCGCAAGAGUCAAUAUGUGUCCAACGCAAAGCAUUCAGUAAACAUGAACUUGAGCAUGGGAAUGGCCACUUUGCCGAAUAAGCUCCUCAAUCUUCUCAAUCAUUUUGAGCGUAACUAGAAUAUCAGUCCUAAUGGCAAAAUUAGAACCAGUCAAGUCCAAUUUUCCAAGUGCGUCGACAAAGUAGUCGCCAGAUCAUCAAAUCGCUAACCGGCAAUCGAGUUACGGAAGAAUAGCUGAAUGUGAUCCCAGAACUGGGUAAGAACUAUCAGCACACCUUUUUUUUUUUUUCCCAAUCACAAUCUAUUCAAUGAGCUGUUGUUCCGAGGUAGGGAACUUUCCAGGACUUUUCCAAACAUCCGUAGUAUAGCUUAUCCAUCCUGUGCCUCAAGUAUUCUCUUGGCUUCUUCAACCUUCAGAUCAGAUCAAAAUAGCGGAAGAUACGGUUGCGAAGAGUGUCGGCGCCGGCCAUUUUGAUCUCGGCAUGAG
This is a messenger RNA of Umbelopsis ramanniana AG, 524 nucleotides long. RefSeq lists its product as uncharacterized. The record is from RefSeq and is a predicted model, not a curated record. The transcript has a single exon. NCBI's taxonomy places the organism in Eukaryota, Fungi, Mucoromycota, Umbelopsidomycetes, Umbelopsidales, Umbelopsidaceae. The coding region runs from base 6 to 155 and encodes 49 amino acids.